This is a messenger RNA of Laccaria bicolor S238N-H82, 234 nucleotides long. RefSeq lists its product as uncharacterized. The record is from RefSeq and is a predicted model, not a curated record. The coding region runs from base 1 to 234 and encodes 77 amino acids. Lineage: Eukaryota; Fungi; Basidiomycota; Agaricomycetes; Agaricales; Hydnangiaceae. The transcript is spliced from 4 exons.
AUGUGCAAACACGAAAUAAUCGGUGAUUACUACAGGGGCUGCGGGCACUUCCAUGGCAAAUACUACACAGGCGAAACCAUGGACUGCGGCUCGGACUGCUGUAAAAGCAGCAAUUCACACAAGCACAAAACAGCAAACAAAUGCACCUGUCCAGAGAUCAUCAUAGAGGACCGACGCAUUCAAAAUCUCUUUCAGACUCAUCAUGCUGAUUGUCAGCGCACUUCGCGCGGCUGA